This is a messenger RNA of Meloidogyne enterolobii, 885 nucleotides long. Lineage: Eukaryota; Metazoa; Nematoda; Chromadorea; Rhabditida; Meloidogynidae. The record is from the annotation of a GenBank genome assembly.
AUGUCUAUUCAAGUCAAAUUCUCUAAUAUUUUAAAAAUUCGUUAUUUAAUUUUAACUAUUUCAAUUAUUUGUAUGGCACUAAUAUUUUCAAAUUGUUUAUUAUUAAAUUUCACAAUAAUUUGUAUGAAUCCAGUAAAAACUGAAUUAAUAAAUGAUUUUAAUAUUUCUUUAAAUAAAUAUGGCAGCCAAGAAGAAAAUGAUGAAAAUGAAUUUUCAGCAAUUGAGCGUUCUCUUUUAUUUUCUGGACCUGCUAUAGGGUCAAUUAUUGGAAGUUUAAUCAUCUCUCCUUUAAUUGAACUAUUUUCUGUUAGACAUACAAUAACUGGCUUUUGUAUAAUGUCUGCAUUGUCUACUUUAGGUAUUCCUAUUGGAGACAAGAUUUUUGGUUUUUGGUCUAUCUAUUUAAUGCGAAUAAUUCAAGGUACAUGUUUUGCAGCUCAAUAUGUUGUUGUUUCAAUAGUUUCACGUAAAUGGGCGCCUGUUACAUCUACGGCUACUUUUUUAAUUUUAACUUCUAUACAUUUUCAAUUUGGUCAAUUAUUUACAAUGCCUACAGCUGGAUAUUUUUGUGAAAGUAAUUUUGGAUGGGAAGGAGUAUAUUAUACAAUGUUUACAUUAACUUUAAUAUUUACAAUUAUUUUCUUUUUUAUUUUUCGUGAUUGUCCUUCUGAACAUCCAUGGAUAUCUGAAAUUGAAUUAAAAGAAAUUGAAUUUGGUAAAGCUGAAAAAGAAAAUAAAGAAAACAACAAAAAACAAAAAGCUCCAUAUUAUAAAAUGUUAACUGACUGGACAACUUGGUUGUUAUUUGUAACAUUUUUUUGCAGUGAAAUUGCCUUUCAAUUUUUAUUAGAAAUGGGGCCAUAUUAUUUAAAUAAAGUAAAAUAA